AUGUCUAUCUAUCCAAGCAUACCAAAUCCAUUUCACACAUUGCACUCGAUGUUUCUCGCCAGCUUCGUCUACUUUUCCCGUGCCGCGGAUCAUAACCCAUCCCCCUCCCAAGUGACCCGGCAAACCUAUCUCGACCAAGCAACUAGGACCCAGGCGCGGUCAGCCAACAAUCCACCCUCUCGACCAUCUUCCUCGGACUCCCAGUCUACCUCCUCAAGUGACACGAGACCUGCACAACUCCCGGCCUCAAUCCUCAGCUCGAGCUUUGGUCAGCCAGCCAAACAGGAUCACCAACCUGGCCGUCGUCGGGGGAGAAGUUUACAUCCGCAGGGCCAGAUCUCUCGACCCUAG
Molecule: messenger RNA, 351 nt
Organism: Puccinia triticina
Lineage: Eukaryota; Fungi; Basidiomycota; Pucciniomycetes; Pucciniales; Pucciniaceae
Exons: 2
Coding region: 1-351 (116 amino acids)
Source: RefSeq, a predicted model, not a curated record